This is a messenger RNA of Lynx canadensis (Canada lynx), 1439 nucleotides long. It is a transcript of the gene PPP1R1B, whose product is annotated as protein phosphatase 1 regulatory inhibitor subunit 1B. The record is from RefSeq and is a predicted model, not a curated record. Gene Ontology annotation, biological process: intracellular signal transduction. Gene Ontology annotation, cellular component: cytoplasm. The coding region runs from base 45 to 659 and encodes 204 amino acids. Gene Ontology annotation, molecular function: protein phosphatase inhibitor activity. Lineage: Eukaryota; Metazoa; Chordata; Mammalia; Carnivora; Felidae. The transcript has 7 exons.
CGCGCCACCCCCCCACCCCGGCCCCGCCGGCCACCCCGCCCGCCAUGGACCCCAAGGACCGCAAGAAGAUCCAGUUCUCGGUGCCCGCGCCCCCGAGCCAGCUCGACCCCCGCCAGGUGGAGAUGAUCCGGCGCAGGAGACCAACCCCUGCCAUGCUGUUCCGGCUCUCAGAGCACUCCUCGCCAGAGGAGGAGGCCUCCCCUCACCAGAGAGCCUCAGGAGAGGGGCAUCACCUCAAAUCGAAGAGACCCAACCCAUGUGCCUACACCCCCCCCUCGCUGAAAGCUGUGCAGCGCAUUGCCGAGUCGCAUCUCCAGUCCAUCAGCAACCUGAGCGAGAACCAGGCCUCAGAGGAGGAGGAUGAGCUGGGGGAGCUGCGGGAGCUGGGCUACCCUAGAGAGGAAGACGAGGAAGAUGAGGAGGAAGAGGAAGAGGAAGAGGAGGAGGAGGACAGCCAGGCUGAAGUUCUGAAGGGCAGGAGGGGGCCUGCUGGGGAGAAGAUAACUUGUGGCCAGGGUCUGGAGGGACCCUGGGAGCGCCCACCCCCUCUGGAUGAGCCCCAGAGAGAUGGAAGCUCCAAGGACCAAGUGGAAGAUCUGGCACUAAAUGAGUCUGGGGAGGAGCCACAGCGCCCUGCCCACCCUGAGCCUGGCACAUAGGCAUCCGGCCUUGCAUCUCUCAGAAGGAAGUGGAGGGGGCAUUGCUGUUCCCCAGAAACCCACUCUGUCCCCACCCUAUUUUGUACCCUUCCCCCUCACUCGCUAGGGCUGUGGCUUCUGACUUCUAGAAGACUUAAGGCUGGUCUGUGUUUGCUUGUUUGCCCACCUUUGGCUGAUGCCCAGAGUUCCUGGGUACUUGCUGCCUGAUGCCUACCCCUGCCAGUCAUUCCCCCAUUUACCCAGAGGGAGGCGGGAUGUGAGAGACUUUGCAUCAGAUAAUCCAGUAAGGGUGUGUGUGGGGGGGCAAAGGUUUAUCCUUCACAAUUCCACUCCCCAGACCCUCUCCCCUGGGCACAGGAAACCCACAGGGCAGGACCCUAAGAUCUGGGGAAAGAGGGUACUGAGAAAUUGUAGGUACCCUUAGAUCCUUCUCCAUCCCCUCUCCUAUGGGGGAUUUCAAGUUACCACCCCUCUCUCUGGCUUCUCCCAGGGCCCAGGAUUCAGGCAUCCUUCUCCUCAGCUUCAACAUUUUGGAAAUCUUCCCCUUAUCACUCCUGCUCCCCAGCCUGGGUGCCUGGAAGAUGGACUAGCAGAGGCUGCUUUGUUGCGUUUUGUUUAUGCUUUGAUGCCAGGAAUGCCGCCUAGUAUACGUCCUUAGGGGGGCACACGGUGGGGAAGCCAGGUUCUCCUUGUCCUCCAGCUGCUCUGCCCCCUUCCCCUCUUCCCUGACUCCAGGCCUGAACCACUCCUGUGCCGUAAUAAAUCUUUGUAAAUAACUGU